UGGGCUCUUUCAGUCUUAGAUGCUCUCUUGGGGUAAACUAUAGAGGGUGACUGAGUUCUUCAAAGCCUCUGCUCACUUGGGUUUGAUUUUGAUUGAUUGUUCCUUUCAGAUAACCAUCAUUAACAGCAAAAAUGGUUAUUUCUGAUGAGAACCGUUCUAAUUUGGUCAGACCAACAGCUAUGCAAGGAGGACUAAAUGUGGGUACCGGUAAGCUUGGGCAACAGCAGGUUAGGCACACCAGGAGGGCCUUAGGAGUCAUUAAUGAAAGUUUAGUGGCAGCUCAAGGAUACCCCUGUGUUGUUAACAAGAGAGCCCUCCCAGAAAAACUUGAAUUCUAUGAAAAGAAGCAGGCGGAUCCAGCUCAUAGACCAAUUACAAGGAAGUUCGCUGCACAAAUUGAAAGCACUCAGCAGCAUUGUGCGAAGGAAACAAAGUUGCCCGAGCUACCAAACACAUCAGCCAUUAACUCAACUGGUUUUGGAGAUUGUAUAUUCAUAGACGAGGAAUGGGAGUCACCUGAAGACCAGGCUGACCAACCGGAGCCCAUGUUUUUAGAACAAGCAGAAACAGUACCGGAUGAAGCAGAUGAUACGAAGGAGAUUGAGAUGGAGGAUAUUGUGGAAGAGCCGAUUGUGGACAUUGAUGGCUGCGAUUUGAAGAAUCCACUUGCAGUUGUAGAAUAUGUUGAGGAUCUUUACGCUUACUAUAGGAGAAUGGAGGGUUUUAGCUGUGUCCCACCUAACUAUCUGGAACAACAAUUUGACAUCAAUGAGAAGAUGAGGGCUAUACUAAUUGACUGGCUUAUUGAGGUGCACGACAAGUUUGAACUCCUGAAGGAGACGUUGUUUCUUACUGUGAAUCUUAUAGAUAGAUUUUUAUCCAAGCAAACAGUCGUAAGAAAGAAGCUUCAGUUGGUUGGUCUGGUCGCCAUGCUUUUAGCAUGCAAAUAUGAGGAAGUUUCUGUUCCAGUUGUUGGGGAUUUAAUCCUUAUAUCGGAUAAGGCUUACACAAGGAAGGAAGUCCUGGAAAUGGAGAACUUGAUGCUUAAUACAUUGCAAUUUAACAUGUCAGUUCCGACGCCGUAUGUUUUCAUGAAAAGGUUCCUCAAGGCUGCUCAAUCUGACAAGAAGCUUGAACUGCUAUCCUUCUUCUUGAUAGAGCUUUCUCUGGUGGAGUAUGAGAUGCUUAAGUUUCCACCAUCUUUAUUAGCUGCUGCUGCAGUCUAUACUGCUCAAGCUACUCUUUAUGGGUUCAAGCAGUGGAGUAGAACCUGUGAGUGGCACACAAGCUACUCAGAAGAUCAGCUUUUAGAAUGCUCAAGUUUGAUGGUUGGCUUCCACCAGAAGGCACCAACAGGGAGACUCACAGGGGUACAUAGGAAGUAUUGUACAUCCAAGUUUGGCUUCACCGCAAAUUCGGAACCAGCACAGUUUCUCAUACAGACUCAACUAUGACAGAGCAUAUACUACUAACAUUACAUAUGACUUUGUAAUUGGGUUUCAUUGGGUGGGGAAGAAGAAGAAGCAGAAGAAGAAAGAAGAAGAAUUGCACAUAUGACUUUGUAAUUGGGUUUCAU
This is a messenger RNA of Prunus mume (Japanese apricot), 1576 nucleotides long. Its product is annotated as G2/mitotic-specific cyclin-2. Gene Ontology annotation, molecular function: cyclin-dependent protein serine/threonine kinase regulator activity. NCBI's taxonomy places the organism in Eukaryota, Viridiplantae, Streptophyta, Magnoliopsida, Rosales, Rosaceae. The record is from RefSeq and is a predicted model, not a curated record. Gene Ontology annotation, biological process: mitotic cell cycle phase transition.